AUGUUUUACUUCAAACACCCCUCCUUUGCAUCUUCCUAUGUCUCUUCUAGUGCUCUCAGUGGUUCCAAUACUCCACGUACUCCAAAACACCAUCACCCAGUCAAGAUUGGUCCUUGGAAGCUUGGCCCUACUCUAGGUAAAGGUGCUACUAGCAGAGUUUUUCUUGCCACCAAUGCUCAUACCGGCCAGAAGGCUGCUGUGAAAGUUGUCUCAAAGUCGUCACUGAACUCAGAUGGAGGCUCCACUAACGGCGACUCUAAUGAUGCAGACGGUGACAGGGGCUGCGAUUCUGCCGGCCUCAGCUAUGGCAUCGAGAGAGAAAUCAUUAUCAUGAAGCUAUUGAAUCAUCCCAACGUGUUGCGAUUAUAUGACGUUUGGGAAACUGAAAAGGCUCUCUACUUAGUUCUUGAGUACGUUGAAGGAGGCGAAUUGUUCGAUCUCUUGGUGGAAAGUGGCCCUCUUCCAGAGAGGACAGCGGUUGUAUUCUUUAGGCAGAUCAUUAUGGGUGCUUCCUAUUGCCACAGUUUAGGUAUCUGCCACAGAGACUUGAAACCUGAAAAUUUACUUUUGGAUCGUGACUACAACAUUAAGAUUGCAGACUUUGGUAUGGCUGCUUUGGAGUCUACGGACAGACUUCUGGAGACUUCCUGCGGUUCGCCUCAUUAUGCCGCUCCUGAGAUAGUUAGUGGUCUACGUUACCAUGGUGCAGCGUCCGAUGUCUGGUCCUGUGGUGUCAUUCUAUUUGCCCUUCUUACCGGAAGACUUCCGUUCGACGAUGAGAACAUUAGGGAUUUACUUCUCAAAGUACAGAAAGGAAAGUAUGAGAUUGUCGAAGAGGUUUCUCAAGAAGCUCGUGACCUUGUAUCCAAGAUGCUUACAGUUGAUCCUGAGAAGCGUAUCAGAACUAGAGACAUCCUAUUUCAUCCUUUGUUGCUAAAGUAUUUUGGUAGUCCCGAAGAUUUAGCUGAUUACAAGGAGCUUCCUGCACCUGGUUCUGCUACACACCCUGUUGCCAAGACUGCUGAAGGCAUUGAUAAGCAUAUCCUUGAGAAUUUGGUGACGCUUUGGCACGGCCGAUCUGAACAGGAUAUUGUUCAAUCAUUGUUGAACCCAGAGCAGAACUCCGAAAAGACUUUCUAUUCCCUUUUAUUGCGCUAUCGCCACGAUCAUAGUGAGAGGGGCACGGAUUCUUUAGUGAGGAGCUCUUCUAUAAUUUCUAGGGCUACCACAAUUAACAGUGGUAACUCCAAUGGACGCAGAAUAUCUCAUUCUAGGACUUCCUUUACCGCGUCCUCUGCUCACAACCGCUCAAUUUCAUUUCAAAGCUCCCAUUCUCGUCAUAUCGGCAGCCCGGGAUCUGGCUCCGGAUCGGUUACUCGAUCCAGCUCUACAUCUAUCCCACCUCUUCCUGAAGGGGAGACUUAUAACGAGUAUCUGCGCAGUGCCAACAAGCGACAGAGUUCCCUUAGGAACUCAAUGCUUUUAGCAAACGUAAAUGAGGAUGAGACAAAGGAUGAUAACGCUACUGAAACUCCUGAUACAGCCACAGUGGUCGAAUGCUCUAAUGUUGCCUCGGAUUCUGUUGAUACAGGAGCUACUAUCGGAUCCGCCAAUUUUCGCUCUUCUGCUCGUAAUUCAAUGCUUUACAAUGAAUCGGGCUCCAAUAGAAACUCUAUAAUUCGUUCGAGGCGUACCUCGGGGAUAAGAAACUCUGUUACAACAAAGCUCUUAUACACUUACGCUAAGUUGGCUGCGGAGGAGGAGAAGAACAAGAAGAGCGUUCAAGAAUAUGGUAGACGCACCUCUGCCGAUUUCGGUAAACUUUGCGAUGUUCUUUUUGGCAGUGAUAGCAAGGCCAAUACUGCAAUUCCUAAUUCUGAGUCAAUGGCUACUAUCAACGCAAUUGUGUUUGAUGGUUCGAGCAGCCGCAGGAACUCUAGGGCAAACAGAAGAUCGUCAAAGUCUGCUUCUAAAAGAUACUCUCGGAUCUCUCAUGGCUCUAGAAGAUCUGUGAUCACCAAGCACAACUCUGCAAGAAAGUUGAGUCAGCUGCUGGAAGGAAGCUCAAAGCUUAGAUUGCCUUCUGCUACUUCGGCUGAAGGAAAGCGUGCAUCUUCCAAUCCAAUUGAACGGAUAUCACGUAUUUUGAAUGCCAGGGAUAUAGAUCAGUUUGAAAGGAGAGCUAUUAGUGAACUAAAUGUGGAUAGACCUAUCUCCGGUGGGGUGCCCCCUCCAAAGCCCGCUUCUAAACUUGAUCCUAGAUACAGAGCAUACCACGAGUACGAGCUUACAGUUGAAAGAGAAAAUGCCAUUAAGGCUGAAAUCGAGAGAAAGAAAAACGAGUUGAAGGCCAAGAAGGAAGCCGAAGAAAAGGUUAGAAGAGAGCAAGAACAACAAAUGAGGAGAGAUGAAGAGAGACAGAGGCAAGAUCAGGACGCCGAGCAAGCUGAGCAAGAUGAUGACGAAGAAAAUCGUUUAGGCAAUAGAUCGCUUGAUGCAUCUGGCUUAGGCGCCUCUGCUGUUGAUAGAGCAUUUGGCAAACCUCUUGGAUACAGUGGAACCAUUCAUCAAAGAAGGGUUCCCACUAGAAUCAGUGACGUGGUGAUCCCAGAGGUUACUCGUCGCUCCAAAGCAUUUCCCAAUGAGAAGAGGUACAGUGUUCUGUCUCUUUAUUCUACCAGGGAGUCAUCGAAACGUCUCAGUUUCUACUUGAAAGAACUUGAUGAGGAGCUGAACAAGAGCCCGUCGAAGAUGGAACCACGUCUAAGUAUGCAGGAGGAAGAGGAGGAGACAGCAGCAGAUAUACAUCUACAACGAGACGUACCUGAUGUCCCUACAGAAACGUCGCUCGAUGAGCUUGAUGAUACUGUCGAUAUGCGGUUGAGUCUUGAUCAUCUUGAAUAUCCAAGAAGUUCAAAGAGGUAUUCACAUACUUCAGGUACAUCUGAUGAUCUCUGCUUCGUCGAUAAGAAUAAGUCUAAGAGACAGUCUCUGAAGCUGAACGAAUCCACCACACCAAGACUUGGUUACAAAGCUUCGAGAAACUCGUUGAUCUCGAAUAGUGGCGAAGAUUCAAACGCUUACAAGAAUCUUCGGAUACCAGAAAUUCCAGGUUCUCCAAUAAAGAAAGAUAGAAAGAUUAAGAGUCAAAAAACAGACUUUGAGAUUUAUGCAGAUGAGGAAGGACAGGACAAGAAAGACCAAGAGAAUCAGAGGAACAAUCAUAAGCAGUCUGAGACUGCUGAAAGAUCCCUUCCUUCUCUUCCGGAGCCUAAGGAAAAAAGAAAAAGAGCUGCUGCAAAGAAGGAGUCACAGAAAAAGGCUCUUCGGCCCACGGACGGGAACAAGCAAGGGAAGUCUAGCAGCAGAAAAACGUCGUUUUUCCGUAGAUUGUCUCAUAAAAAACCAACACAGAAGGAAAAUGCCGAAUUAGAUAAAGAAGAAUCGACUGCUGACAGACAGGGCUCAUUCUCCCGAAUGUUUAAACGCAUCUUUUCAUCUGAAUCUGAGAAAUCACAGGUACUCUCAACCAAGUUACAAAAACAGGAAUUGUACGAGGCCAUGAAGUCCCUUCUCUCAAGUUGGACACGGCACGGAGUCACUGAUUUGACGUUUGACGAAAACUUCAAUCGGAUUAAUGCUACCGUGGCCAAGAAGAACGCUAUGAACGUUAAGCCCUGCAAAUUUGUAUGCAAGGUUCUAUCGGAAGAUAACAUGUGGAAACCUGAAGCACACUCUCAGGUUGUAUUCACCCCUGUAAAUGGCUCAUCGAAGACCUUUAAGAAGCUUGCCAAUGAAAUCCAGAUAAUCUUUAAGAAGGAGUCUGUAUUUGUUGAAUAA
Messenger RNA from Brettanomyces nanus, 3840 nucleotides. RefSeq lists its product as uncharacterized. Lineage: Eukaryota; Fungi; Ascomycota; Pichiomycetes; Pichiales; Pichiaceae. Gene Ontology annotation, molecular function: ATP binding; protein serine/threonine kinase activity; tau-protein kinase activity. The record is from RefSeq and is a predicted model, not a curated record. Gene Ontology annotation, cellular component: cytoplasm. Bases 1 to 3840 code for a protein of 1279 amino acids. Gene Ontology annotation, biological process: protein phosphorylation; intracellular signal transduction; microtubule cytoskeleton organization. The transcript is spliced from 3 exons.